AUGAGAUGCAUUGCCCAUAUCCUUAACUUGGUUGUUCAAGAUGGCUUGAAGGAGUGUGAUAGUUCUGUGAAAAAAGUUAGGGAGGUUGUUAGAUAUGUUAGGAAUUCACCUGCCAAGCUGAAGAAGUUCAGGGACUUGGCUGAUUCGUUAGGAAUUGAGCAAAGGUCUUCUUUGUGUCUAGAUGUUCCAACCAGAUGGAACUCUACUUAUUUGAUGUUACAAUCUGCUUUGACUUAUCAAAAAGUCUUUGAAUCUUGUGAAGAGUCUGAUAGUUCUUUCAAAUCUGACUUGGGUGAUUCUGUGCCUAAUUUUAUGGACUGGGAUUAUGUGGGCAGUUUGGUGGAGUUGUUGAAAUGUUUUUAUGAUAUGACAAUCAGAAUUUCUGGAUCUUUAUAUGUGACAGCUAACACAUUUUUCAGUGAGAUUUCUGAUUUGUACUGUCUUUUAAAUGGAAUGGUGGAAGCUGGUGGGACAGUGAGCUUAAUGGGGAGAAAUAUGAAAGCAAAAUUUGAGAAGUAUUGGGGUGAUAUAGACAAGAUGAAUCUUAUGAUUUUCUUUGCAAACAUUCUAGACCCCAGGGAUAAAUUAGAGUAUAUGCCUACUCAAAUUAAUCAUAUGUAUGGUGAGGAGAAAGGUAAACCAUACUAUGAUAAAGUGCUUGCUGGUUUGCAUGAGUUAUUUGAUGAUUAUUCUGUUCCUGCUUCUUCUUCUGUUCCUGCUUCUUCUGUGUCUGCUGCUGUUGGUAGUGCUUCUUCUGUGAGUUCUGUCAGUUCUGUGUCUGUUGGAAGGCCACAGCAUUUACUCAAGUCCCAAAUUAAAAAACAAAGAUUGGAAUCUGGGAGUAAGAAAAAAACUGAACUGGAUAUCUACUUGAGUGAGACAAUAGUUGAGGAGGAAAACUCCUUUGAUAUUCUGAGAUGGUGGAAGAUAAAUGCUGAGAGGUUUCCCAUCCUUUCUAAGCUUGCUAGGGAUGUCCUAGCUAUUCCAAUCUCAACUGUUGCCUCUGAGUCUGCCUUCAGUACAUCUGGGAGAGUAUUGGAUCCUUUUAGGAGUUCAUUAACUCCAAAAAUUGUGGAAGCUUUGAUGUGUACCCAGGAUUGGCUUAGACUGCCCAAUACUCCUCUAUGUAUUGAGGAAAAUCUUGAAGAACUGGAGAGGUUUGAAAAAGAGUUAGUUGAUGGUGGAAGUGGAAGGAAUUUUGGUCCUACACUAGCUACAAUUCUUGUAAAUUGCUGGCUUGAAUCCUUGAUUGCACUGGUUCACUUUUAUGUGGCAAAUGGCAAUGAUGAAGCUUCCACCUAUAAUCUGAAAAGAAGGAUUAAGUUGGCAUGUUGCUCUAUAUUUAUUGAAGCAAUUUGCCCUUAUUUCAAAAUUGAUAGGAAACAAUGCUUACUGAGCCAAAAUUCCAAGAAGAAGAGUAGGACUUCCAACUUUGUGGAUAUAAGUUAA
Messenger RNA from Ipomoea triloba (trilobed morning glory), 1449 nucleotides. RefSeq names its product zinc finger BED domain-containing protein RICESLEEPER 2-like. Lineage: Eukaryota; Viridiplantae; Streptophyta; Magnoliopsida; Solanales; Convolvulaceae. The coding region runs from base 1 to 1449 and encodes 482 amino acids. The record is from RefSeq and is a predicted model, not a curated record. The transcript has 5 exons. Gene Ontology annotation, molecular function: protein dimerization activity; DNA binding.